Molecule: messenger RNA, 3165 nt
Organism: Condylura cristata (star-nosed mole)
Lineage: Eukaryota; Metazoa; Chordata; Mammalia; Eulipotyphla; Talpidae
Gene: PRKD2
Product: protein kinase D2
Exons: 18
Coding region: 329-2962 (877 amino acids)
Biological process (GO): protein phosphorylation
Molecular function (GO): ATP binding; protein serine/threonine kinase activity
Source: RefSeq, a predicted model, not a curated record
GAAACCUGGGCUCUCCUGAGCCCGGUGAACCCCGACCUACUAGAGUUUCUUCUCCGAUUCCUUGGAAUCUCUCAAUCGCUGGGUCCCCAAAGUCAUCUUUCUCCUUUCUGGUCGUCUGUCAUCCUUUGACUCCCGGGCCAUCUGACCCACGCUACUGCUUUUCUCGAAUUUCCCAGGGCCCUCCAUCCUCGAGCUCCCUGCUGAUUUCUGCCAUCCCGGAUAACCACCCCAGCUCACAGACCUCUUGGAUCCAGUGACCCGGGACUGCCUGGACUCCUCCAGCCCAAUCCUGGGUGGGCGCCGGGUGGCCGGUCCCGGGCCUCCCCUCAUGGCAACCACCCCCACCCAUCCUGUGGGGCUCCCUGGCUCCCCAGGGCCAGGGUCUCCUCCACCGUCUGGCAGCUUCGAGCUGCAGUCGCCGCCACCGCUGCCUCAGGUCCCUGUCCCAGGCCCUGGCGUCUCCUUCCACAUCCAGAUCGGGCUGACCCGGGAGUUCGUGUUGUUGCCCACCGCCUCGGAGUUGGCCCAUGUGAAGCAGCUGGCUUGCUCCAUCGUGGACCAGAAGUUCCCCGAGUGUGGCUUCUACGGUCUUUAUGACAAGAUCUUACUCUUCAAACAUGACCCCACGUCAGCUAACCUGCUGCAGCUGGUGCGCUCGGCGGGAGACAUCCAGGAGGGCGACCUGGUGGAGGUGGUGCUUUCUGCCUCAGCCACCUUUGAGGACUUCCAGAUCCGCCCGCAUGCCCUCACCGUGCACUCUUACCGAGCCCCGGCCUUCUGCGACCACUGCGGGGAGAUGCUCUUCGGCCUUGUGCGCCAGGGCCUCAAGUGUGAUGGCUGCGGACUGAACUACCACAAGCGCUGUGCCUUCAGCAUCCCCAACAACUGCAGCGGGGCUCGCAAGCGGCGCCUGUCGUCCACGUCUCUGGCCAGUGGCCAUUCUGUACGCCUUGGCACCUCGGAGUCCCUCCCCUGCACGGCUGACGAGCUGAGCCGGAGCAGCACUGACCUCUUGCCUCGCCGGCCCCCGUCGUCCUCCUCCUCAUCCUCUGUGUCAUCCUACACCGGCCGUCCCAUCGAGCUGGAUAAGAUGCUGCUCUCCAAGGUCAAGGUGCCACACACCUUCCUCAUCCACAGCUACACACGACCCACUGUCUGCCAGGCUUGCAAAAAACUCCUCAAGGGUCUCUUCCGCCAGGGCCUGCAGUGCAAAGACUGCAAGUUUAACUGUCACAAACGCUGCGCCACCCGCGUCCCGAAUGACUGUCUGGGGGAGGCACUCAUCAACGGAGAUGUGCCCAUGGAGGAGGCCACUGAUUUCAGCGAGGCUGACAAGAGCGCCCUCAUGGAUGAAUCUGACGACUCUGGUGUCAUCCCCGGCUCCCACUCGGAAAAUGCCUUCCACGCCGGCGAGGAAGAGGAAGGCGAGGGAGGCAAGGCCCAGAGCUCCCUGGGGUAUAUCCCCCUGAUGAGGGUGGUGCAGUCGGUGCGUCACACCACCCGGAAAUCCAGCACCACAUUGCGCGAGGGUUGGGUGGUCCAUUACAGCAACAAGGACACGCUGAGGAAGCGGCACUAUUGGCGCCUGGACUGCAAGUGCAUCACACUCUUCCAGAACAACACAACCAACAGAUACUAUAAGGAGAUUCCACUGUCAGAAAUCCUUGCUGUGGAAACUGCCCAGAACUUCAGCCUUGUGCCACCAGGCACCAACCCACAUUGCUUCGAGAUCGUCACUGCCAAUGCCACCUACUUUGUGGGCGAGACACCUGGCGGGGCCCCAGGGGGGCCAAGUGGGCAGGGGGCUGAGGCCGCCCGGGGCUGGGAGACAGCCAUCCGCCAGGCCCUGAUGCCCGUCAUCCUGCAAGAUGCACCCAGCGCUCCAGGCCACACACCCCACAGACAAGCUUCUCUGAGUAUCUCCGUAUCUAACAGCCAAAUCCAAGAGAAUGUGGACAUUGCCACGGUCUACCAGAUCUUCCCAGAUGAGGUGCUGGGCUCGGGACAGUUUGGAGUGGUCUAUGGCGGAAAGCACCGAAAGACUGGCCGGGACGUGGCGGUGAAGGUCAUCGACAAACUGCGUUUCCCCACCAAGCAGGAGAGCCAGCUCCGGAAUGAAGUGGCCAUUCUGCAGAGUCUGCGGCACCCCGGGAUUGUGAACCUGGAGUGCAUGUUCGAGACGCCCGAGAAGGUGUUUGUGGUGAUGGAGAAGCUGCACGGGGACAUGCUGGAGAUGAUUCUCUCGAGCGAGAAGGGCCGGCUGCCCGAGCGCCUCACCAAGUUCCUCAUCACCCAGAUUCUGGUGGCUUUGAGACACCUUCACUUCAAGAACAUUGUCCACUGUGACUUGAAACCAGAAAACGUAUUGCUGGCUUCAGCCGACCCGUUUCCUCAGGUGAAGCUCUGCGACUUCGGCUUCGCGCGCAUCAUCGGCGAGAAGUCCUUCCGGCGCUCGGUGGUGGGCACACCAGCCUACCUGGCGCCCGAGGUGCUGCUCAACCAGGGCUACAACCGCUCGCUGGACAUGUGGUCCGUGGGCGUAAUCAUGUACGUCAGCCUCAGCGGCACGUUCCCCUUCAACGAGGACGAAGACAUCAACGACCAGAUCCAGAACGCAGCCUUCAUGUACCCCACCUGCCCCUGGAGCCGCAUCUCUGCCGGAGCCAUCGACCUCAUCAACAACCUGCUGCAGGUGAAAAUGCGCAAGCGCUACAGCGUGGACAAGUCUCUCAGCCACCCCUGGUUACAGGAGUACCAGACGUGGCUGGACCUGCGAGAGCUGGAGGGCAAGAUGGGCGAGCGGUACAUCACUCACGAGAGCGACGACGCGCGCUGGGAGCAGUUCGUGGCGGAGCACCCACUGCCCAGCCCCGGGCUCCUGGCGGACGGGGAGUUGGGUGGGGCUCUGCGGCCGCAGGACCACGAGAUGCAGGGGCUGGCUGAGCGCAUCAGCAUCCUCUGAGCCAGUGACCCCGCCCCGGCUGCUCCUGGACGCCGCCCUCCGCCUGCCCUUGGGGAGCAACCCCGCACACACCACCCAGGCGCUGAAUUGUACAGAACUGUUCUAGGGAAGCGUCUCCUCGCGAAAAUUGGACAUUGCCCAAAGGGGGGAUUAUUUACAAACGUAACUCUCCAACCAUUAAAACGGACUUCUCUGUGGCCUCG